AUGCUCCAGCCGUUCACCGAAUCUAUACACAUCGAAGGGUCGCCCGAGUACCUCCGCAUCAAACUCAGUAUUGUCCACCAAGGUAACAAGAACAAUAACCCUGUAGUCCUCAACGAAUAUCUGGAUCUCGCUCAGUACCAAGCCGUCGGCGGCAAUCCACCGUCGCUCAAGUAUCGACUGAGCAGUGUGCUGUCUCACUUUGGACGACAUCUGAAUUCCGGACAUUGGGUAGCGAGCGCACGUGGUCCUGAUCACGUCUUCUACAUCAAUGAUGCUACGGUUACCCAGCAAGACGCACCCUCGCGGUUGAGAGCUAACCCACAAAUGAAAUCGCAAGCUGUUGUUUUGAUGCUUUCCGUUUGUAUCUACCUAGAGUUCCCCGCCUUCCUCACUUCGAACCCUUCAAGUGCUCUUCGAUUAAUUCCGAGCGCAAGGCUGAACGCAGCCAUGAUGACUACAUUUCACCUCUUCUCCAACCUUCCCGCCGAACUGCGCGUUCGUAUCUGGCACGUCGCACUCGAGGACGACUACACCGACUUGAAGGGACGCCAUCGCAUUAUCGAGCUACACAACUACAAAGCCGGCCCCCAGGUGGGCGUCGCUGUGUCUCGCCGUUACCCUACUCUUUUCGAGGUCAGCCGCGAAGCACGAUGUGAAGCUGCUAAAGCCGGCGGCGGAGAGUGGACUACUGUGAAGGCACGAUUCGACGGCAGACAGGAGCCAGGCCAUACCACCAGCUUCAAGAUUUACAUCAACUUUUCACACGAUGUAGUUCUCCUCUCAGAUCGAGCCAUCUCUCAGCAAGCGCCUGUGGCUAUACUCAAAGUUUACUACACGAGUCCUGAAGCUACCAAAGUACUAGUCUUGAUGACUCUACUACCGAACGACGUCAUCAAGAAACUCGCGCACCUCAUGCUUACCACAACCGGAGUACGUUACCAGGGCGAGCGUCUUGAGAACUUCUCCUCACUCGAACGUCUUCAUCUCUACGUCCGCUAUGGCAUCUAUGACGUCAUGUCCCCAAUUAGGCAGCAUAUAUCGAAAGCAUGGAGGCUUUUGGACUCAGAAGCACCACGCGUGUCGUGCUUUCCCCCCUGCCGUUCUACCAGCGGCGACUCCGUUCAUGACCGGGACACUAUGGCUUGGGUCUUCGAUUCUGGCGUCAUGGAUAUCGAGAGUGACGGUAUUCGCAAGGUUGAGUGGGGUUUCAGAAAGGACUUGUGGGUUCCGAGGGCGAAGAAGGGAUCGGGUACUCUGCAAAAGAUUGGCUAA
Alternaria ethzedia is the source of this 1272-nucleotide messenger RNA. RefSeq lists its product as uncharacterized. Gene Ontology annotation, molecular function: cysteine-type deubiquitinase activity. The transcript is spliced from 3 exons. The record is from RefSeq and is a predicted model, not a curated record. Gene Ontology annotation, biological process: protein deubiquitination. Lineage: Eukaryota; Fungi; Ascomycota; Dothideomycetes; Pleosporales; Pleosporaceae. Bases 1 to 1272 code for a protein of 423 amino acids.